UUGAGAGAAGAUUUCAUCGAUCAAUCUGCAAACUAAAUCUGAAGGUUUAGUUGUUGUUUUCGUUUUAACGAAACAGAGAGUAAGCAGUAGAGAGAAUGGCUGAGGCAGUUGUUUCCCUUGUGCUCGAAAGUGUCAGAGAAUUCACCAUUCAGGAAGCCAAGUUCUUGUCUGGAGUCAGCCAUCAAGUUGAGGUUGCACAAAAUGAGCUGCAAUUGAUGCAGGGCUUCCUCAAAGAUGCAGAUGCAAGACAAGGACAAGAUGAAACAGUCCGUAUUUGGGUUGCCAAGAUUAGAGAUGCUGCUUAUGAUUUGGAGGAUGUCAUCCAAACUUACGGCUUGAAAGUGGUUUCCAAGAAGAAAAGAGGCCUCAAGAAUGUUCUCAAAAGAUUUGCCUGCAUCUUCAAAGAAGGGGUUCAUCUUCACCAGAUUGGGGCAGAAAUUGAGAAUAUCACUACCAAAAUUUCGGCGUUGAGAUCGAGUUUGCAGAGUUAUAACAUAAAGGAAAUAAGGGACAGUAGUGGUGGUGAAUCUUCCUUGCAAUUGCAUGAGAGGCUAAGGAGAAGUUAUUCUCAUGUUGUUGAACGUGAUGUUGUUGGGUUAGAGUCCAAUGUUGAAGAUUUGGUUAUGCAUUUACUGAAAGAUGAAAAUCGUCAUCCAGUAGUAUCUAUUUGGGGUAUGGGCGGUUUAGGGAAGACCACCCUUGCAAGAAAGUUUUAUCAUCACAAAAAAGUAAGGCAGCAUUUUCAUAGUUUUGCUUGGGUCUGUGUAUCUCAACGUUUUCAAGUAAGAAAUGUUUGGGAGGGAAUUUUAAUUGAACUCAUUUCCCCUACCAAGGAAAAAAGACAAGAAGUUAAGGACAUGACAGAUGUUGAAAUAGCAAAGGAGCUUUUCCGUGUCUUGCAAAAAAUGAAAUGUUUGGUGAUCCUUGAUGACAUAUGGAGAAUCGAGACAUGGAAUCUUUUGAAGGCUGCAUUUCCAGAUGUGGAAACAGAGAGCACAAUAUUGCUUACCACACGCAAUCAAGCAGUAGCUUCGCUGGCAAAGAGAAAUGCUUAUCCACUCCAGCCACUCAAUGAGAUGGAGAGUUGGGAACUAUUUGAGAAGAAAGCAAUACAUGCAAGGGCUGAAAUCGACUUGGGAAUGUACGAAAUAUUAGGAAGGAAUAUGCUUCAACAUUGUAAAGGUUUACCAUUAGCCAUCAUUGUGCUUGCCGGAGUUUUAGCCAGAAAAAACUCCAUUAGAGAAUGGGAGAGAGUGUCUAAGAAUGUUCAUGAAUACAUAAGCAGAGGCAUCAAACAUGAAGAAGAAUAUGAAGGUGUAUCAAGAGUGUUGGCAUUGAGUUAUGAUGACCUACCGUAUUACUUAAAACCAUGUUUUUUAUAUUUAGGUCAUUAUCCUGAAGACUCUGAGUUUUUGGUGAGCGAAUUGACUAAGUUAUGGGUGGCAGAAGGUCUUAUCUCCUUGGGACAACAAAGACAUGGUUCAAGGGAAACAAUUGAGGAUAUAGCACGUGAUUACUUAAGUGAGUUGGUGGAAAGGUGUUUGGUUCAAGAGGGAAGAAGUGGUUCAACUAGGACAAUUAAAAGUUGUCGAAUCCAUGAUCUUGUACGAGACAUGUGUUUGUUAAAGGCAAAAGAUGAAAGCUUUCUCCAGAUGAACUAUUCUUUGCAAGAAAAUACUUCUUCUAUGGCAGCCGAGGCAACACAAUUGGGGAAAAUUCGAAGACUUGCAAUUUACUUGGAUAAGAACGCAAAUAUGUUGGUUUCUUCAAGAAAUGAAACAAAUAGUCACGUAAGGUCUCUAUUAUUCUUUGGCCUAAUAGAAUGGAUUCCAAAAAGUGAAAAAGGAUUACUAUCUCCGUUGAAGGAUUUCAAAGUGCUUAGAGUUUUGAAGGUUGAAGAUCUUUGGACAAGAAGAGUAGAGUUGCCAAGUGAAAUUGGAAAUAUGGUACACUUAAGGUUUCUAAGUGUGAGGAGGAGCAAAAUAAAAACGUUUCCGCCAUCCCUAGGUAGUUUAGUAUGCUUGCAAACUCUUGAUUUUCGUGUUCCAGCUUAUAUCAACAUUGUCAUCCCAAAUGUGAUAAUGAAGAUGAAACAAUUAAGACAUUUAUAUUUACCUCGGAAUUACCGAGCAAAGGGUAAGUUGAAGCUGUCUACUCUUGGCCAUCUACAGACCUUACAUAACCUUUCAAGUGAGUAUUGUGAUUUGAAAGAUGUUGGUAGAUUAACCAAUCUUAGAAAACUGAAAAUAAGAGUGUUAGGCUCUUUGCAAAAUCUGGAGGAAAUCUUAAAAUCAACAGGCAGCACGCUUAACCGUAUCCGGUCUCUAAUUGUGAAAAAUGACACGAAUAGCGGUGAAGAGCAAGCUAUGCAAAUAGUAUCAAGCUAUCGGGGUAUAUACAAAUUGAAGUUGGAUGGGCCAAUCACAGAAUUACCGAAAGAGCUCCACAACUAUCCAAACCUCACCAAGUUAGUAUUGUGGAGUUGUGGUCUCAAGGAGGACCAAAUGGGAAUACUAGAGAAGCUGCCAAACCUAACAACUCUGCGCCUUGGAUAUAAAACGUUCCGUAAGAAUACAAAGAUACUGGUUUUCUCCAAAGGAGGCUUUCCUUCUCUUGAAUUUCUUCAUGUUUAUGGUAUGUCCCAAAUAACAGAGUGGAGAGUAGAGGAAGGAGCCAUGCCUCGUCUCUGUCGAUUGAACAUCACGUAUUGCUCGGGAUUGACUACACUCCCAGAUGGGCUGAGAUAUCUUACUAAUCUCAGGAAAUUAACCAUCAGAGGGAUGCGUAGAGAACUCCACCGUCGGAUUGAGGAAGAUGGAGAGGAUUUCUAUAAAAUUCAACAUGUACCUUCCCUUGUAAUUGGAGAACCAGACGACUUCUAACCACCACCGAUGCAAUGAUGGCAAGACAUUGAGAAAGUAUCUCGAAGCUUUGAAUUUGUGUUAUGGUAACUGCAUGUGCGAAGCUGAACUUAACAGGGAGAAGAAAGAAAUGCUCUGUAAAAAUCAUUAGGAGCAAAGAUGUGGUCAACUAGUUUAAAGUUCGAUACAAGCUUUUGGGUCUAGUGGUUAUCCAACGGUACAUUUAUAUUAUUAUAUUAUAUUCCUCUUUCGUGUCUGUUUUCAAUUAUGAAUAUUUGAGCCUGUGGGCAUCAUGCGUUUGUUCCCAACUUGAUCCCAUGUGACAUAUGAUAUGAUUUUAUCUUUGUGAGACCAAAGAUUAAAAUAUCGGUCGAUAUUUCAAUCCUUGUGUGAGACAUAUAUUUAUGAAAUCGUCCUUGCUAGCUGCUGGGUAGAAGAGUUUAAAAGAAUGGCUGGUGCUAGAUACAAUUCUUUUUUUUUUUUAAUUUAUUUAUAUAUUGGGAGGAAAGAAAUCCUUUGGGAUUUUGAACCUGGGUGUAGAGUAGGGGGAAAGGGGGAGGCCACCCCUGUGGUUGUUGCACUCGACUAUGGUGUGCGUUGCUUUAGCAUGAAGCAAAACCCCUUGGCUCCGGUGUUGUUGAGAGUAUUUAUCCCACAUUGAAUUGUUAAGGGACCUAGCCUGGGUUUAUAAGGAGUUGGGCUACACCUCCCAUUGCCAAUUGGUUUUGGGGUGGAACCUCACUUUCUUCGUGGUAUUAGAGCAAGGCUUUAAGGGCUCGUUUGGUACGACGGACUGUUAUGGACAUGACUAAAUCCUGGGACUAUGUUGGAUUAGCUCGGAUUGGCCUAAGCUGGAUUAAGUACUGACCUACGUU
This is a messenger RNA of Prunus persica (peach), 3736 nucleotides long. Its product is annotated as putative disease resistance protein At1g50180. The transcript is spliced from 3 exons. Lineage: Eukaryota; Viridiplantae; Streptophyta; Magnoliopsida; Rosales; Rosaceae. Bases 96 to 2882 code for a protein of 928 amino acids. Gene Ontology annotation, molecular function: ADP binding. Gene Ontology annotation, biological process: defense response to other organism. The record is from RefSeq and is a predicted model, not a curated record.